AUGCGAAGGGGGGAGGGGGAGGGGGAAGGGGAAGGAGGGGACGGCGCCAGCGAAGGUUGGAGCUGCCGUCGUCGUCGCCGAAAGAAAGAAGAAAGGAGAGGGCUGCGACAGGGGAUAAGAGAAGAGGGGAAAGAGAGAGGGAGCGCCGGUGGAAGGGAGGACCGUCGCCGGGAAGAGGAGAACGACGUGAGGAGGGCGGCGCGCGAAGAAGAGAGAGAGGGAUCCGAGGCUGAGCUGGUCCACGCAUGCUCCGUCGCCGGUCCGCGGCUUCUUUUGCUACAUCUGCUUCUGCCGGCGGGAAGGGGAAGGGGGAAGGGGAAGGGGGAAGGGGGGACGGCGGGGGGACGGCGCCGGCGGCGAAGAGAGGGAGGAGGGAAAGUGGAAAAAGUCGGAGAAGAAGAGGAAGAAAAUGACGCGGGUGGGGGGAAGGGGGAAAGGACGCGGGGUGGUGGGAAGGGGAGAGGGGGAGGAGGAGUGGGAAGGGUAAAGGGGGGAGUGGGACGGCGAGCCAUUGCCGUUGGAGUCCGCCUCACCGCCUCGCUUCUGCCGCCUCACGCCUCGCCGCCUCACGUCGCUGCCUCCGCCUCGCUUCUGCCGCCUCACACCUCGCCGCUUCCGCCUCCGCCUCACGCCUUACUUCUGCUUUCUUGCUUUCUGUUUCUUGCUGGUGCUGGUGGUGGUUGUGGUGCUGGUGCUGGUGUUGGUAGUGGUGGUGGUGGAAGAGGUAAUUGUGUUGGUAGUGGUGAGGGUAUUUUGGUCCAAAAAAUUUAA
Arachis stenosperma is the source of this 771-nucleotide messenger RNA. Its product is annotated as hapless 2-like. The coding region runs from base 1 to 771 and encodes 256 amino acids. The transcript has 3 exons. The record is from RefSeq and is a predicted model, not a curated record. NCBI's taxonomy places the organism in Eukaryota, Viridiplantae, Streptophyta, Magnoliopsida, Fabales, Fabaceae.